Hippopotamus amphibius kiboko is the source of this 10247-nucleotide messenger RNA. RefSeq names its product uridine-cytidine kinase 2 (gene UCK2). The transcript is spliced from 7 exons. The record is from RefSeq and is a predicted model, not a curated record. Gene Ontology annotation, cellular component: cytosol; cytoplasm. Bases 345 to 1130 code for a protein of 261 amino acids. Gene Ontology annotation, molecular function: kinase activity; ATP binding. NCBI's taxonomy places the organism in Eukaryota, Metazoa, Chordata, Mammalia, Artiodactyla, Hippopotamidae.
GCGGCGGAGGGGCCCGGGAGGGGCGGAGGCUGGGGCCAGACGCCUCGCAGCCGCUGCCUCGGCGAAUAGCAGUGCGCUGCCCGCCGGGAUUGGAGCAGCGGCAUCACGCUGACCUCUGCCUGGGAUGUAAACCGGGCCGGCCGCAGCGGGCAGAGGAAGGCUCUCGGCUCCUCCGGGAAAGCCAGCCCAGCACCGGGUGCCGAGCGGGGCGCAGGGAGCGGCGGCAGCCUCGGCCUGGGCAGCGCCCAGCGGCGGCUGCGGGAAGUCGAGGGAGCCCGGCGCGGGCGCGGGCGGGGAGCGUGCGUCCUUUCGCAGAGGCAGCGGGAGGAGGGGCGGCGCGAGCCAUGGCCGGGGACAGCGAGCAGACCCUGCAGAACCACCAGCAGCCCAACGGCGGCGAGCCCUUCCUGAUCGGCGUCAGCGGGGGCACGGCCAGCGGCAAGUCUUCCGUUUGUGCUAAGAUCGUGCAGCUCCUGGGACAGAAUGAAGUAGACUAUCGCCAGAAGCAGGUGGUCAUCCUGAGCCAGGAUAGCUUCUACCGUGUCCUCACUUCAGAGCAGAAGGCCAAAGCCCUGAAGGGCCAGUUCAAUUUUGAUCACCCGGAUGCCUUUGACAAUGAACUCAUAUUCAAGACACUUAAAGAAAUCACCGAAGGAAAAACAGUCCAGAUUCCCGUGUACGACUUUGUAACCCAUUCCAGGAAGGAGGAGACGGUUACUGUCUACCCUGCGGAUGUGGUGCUCUUCGAAGGGAUCCUGGCCUUCUACUCCCAGGAGGUGCGAGACCUGUUCCAGAUGAAGCUUUUCGUGGACACAGACGCAGACACCCGGCUCUCCCGCAGAGUAUUAAGGGACAUCAGCGAAAGAGGGAGGGACCUUGAGCAGAUUUUAUCUCAAUACAUUACAUUCGUCAAGCCUGCCUUUGAGGAAUUCUGCUUGCCAACAAAGAAAUAUGCUGAUGUGAUCAUUCCUAGAGGUGCAGAUAAUCUAGUGGCCAUCAACCUCAUCGUGCAGCACAUUCAGGACAUCCUGAACGGAGGGCUCUCCAAACGGCAGACCAAUGGCUAUCUCAACGGCUACACCCCUUCACGCAAGAGGCAGGCCUCAGAGUCCAGCAGCCGGCCGCACUGACCCCCGUCUCCUGCAGACCCCGGCCCCUGUCUCCAAGGGACAGGAAGAGGGGCAGGAGGCACUGUGCAUCUAUACAUACGGUUUCCUAUGACAUUGCUGUAUUUAAGAAAACACCAUGGAGAUGAAAUGCCUUUUUUUUUUUUUUUUUUUUGGUACUUUGGAGCGGUGAAAUGAAACAGAGCUUGACCCUGAGCUUAAAGGACAAACUGUGCCAACUACUACUGGUGAUGCCUAAUUAUGAGACCCACGUGUAACCAGUUAUAAAUACAUAUAUAUAUACAUAUAUAUAUAUAAAAGGAUCUAUUUUUGUGUAAAUGUACAAAUACUGUACAGCUGUCUGCCGUAAGUAUUCUGCAGGAGGGCCUGUACUCGAGUGUUUUGGGGGCUGGAGCUGGAGUUUCACCAAAGGGAAGUGGUCCGGCUCAUGCGUCUGGGAGAGAGGCUCACAGCUCACAGUUCUCAGCCUCUGGGGGCCUUGUUGGCAGUGGCGUUUGGAACCUUUGAUUACCUCUCCUGCCAGAUGCCAUCUUCUUGGAGCUGGAGCUUUAGGAUAAUGUCGAUGAGAGAUCCUCUUUUUUUUUCUUUUUCCUUUUUCUUUUUUUUUUUGAGUUGAAAUUAGGCAAGACCUCAACUCAAAAAUCAAACUCAGGGAAGAGGCCCACUGAGGGGAACAAGUCAUGCGUUUUCUUCUUGCCCCCACCCCACCUCUGGCUGCUCGGGCAGCUCUACCUGACUUUCCUUACUCACCUGUUUCUCAGUCUCUCCGAAAGCCAGAGCUGCCUUGCUCCCCUUCUCUAGUGGGGAUGUAACGGGGUCACUUCCCAAUGUAGUGGGGAAGGAGGGAGUAGCGGGGCUAUGCCUGUCAUGUUGUCUGAGAUGCUGGCGCCUCCCAGGGAGGUCCCUGAUGAGAUUCCUCGGGCUUUCCCCCAGGCUGUGUCGUGCACAGUGGACCCUUGCAGUCUAGGCAUCGGUCGAGGACCUCUGCUGGCAGACAGCCUGUCGCAGGGUGGCCAGAGAGCUCCCUGUGUGGGGAGCGGCAGCUUUUGUUCCCCAGAGCCUGGGGAUCUGCAGCGAGGUGAGGAUCACAGGGGCCAUCCCUGGCAGCAUCACAGCCACACUGAUCGGCUUAUUUACCACGCUGUCGUGUCACAGGACAGCUGCUGGGCACAAGGGGAGGGAAGAGGAGUCGUGUUUUUCAGUCACGGGUUGGAGUCUUAGGCUGAAAACAUUAGAGAUGGAGAAAUCCAGCUUUCCCAAGGGCUCCCCCUUGAUGGAAACGUCCUUCUUGGAAGAAGUACAGAUUCUUGACGAUUCCUGGUGGAGAGGGGUGGAGGAAGCAGGGGACCAAGCAACGUGGGGGAGGUGUGAUUACAGAGUCCUAAAGCCUCACCUUUUAACUGCAGAAGAGCCAGAACCUUUCCAUUUUCGUGUGGACCAUCUCAGUGCUCGGUAGGCUACACCCUUAGUCAUUCCUUUAUUGCCACGACCUGAAACGUUUUGGGGAACCUUCACCUUCCAUUGUUUCUGUAGCCCCGUGAGCCAUUCAGAUAAACUGACUCCUUUAACUCUAGUCACACCGAAUCGUCCCUGUAGACCCAGCACCGUCCGGUUUGCUUCUCCUUUUCUGGACUCCAUUUGACUCUAACUCUGUUCGGCUGUGUCAGAAAGUGAAACCUAAUCCCCAACAGGGCUUUGCUGCCCCUGAGACCUUCAGGAGACUGUGCUGCAGACUCUGGAGGGAGCCCCCGAGGGCAGCAACUGCCUGGUUGGAGCUUCAGAGGUGCCUGCUCUGAAGGCCGGUACCCGGGGGGAUGGCCAAGUUCUGGAGUGCGUGUUUCCGAGUCAGUAUUGGUUAUCUUUCCAGUCUUGCCUGGUGUGGUUCUGGGAUAAAGGGUAGAUGGCAGGCCUGGGUUAGGAUCCUGAGGACCCAAGGGCCUCCUGCCUUGUUGGGUGGGGCCUGUCUGUGCUCAGGGGAAGCCCAUCCCUGUCUGGGAGAGCCUCGGCCCUUCGGUGGGUAGCACGCUCAACUUUACUUGAAGCUCCCAGGUGCCAAACCAUUCAGUGCCUUGGCUGUCUAUCCCACUGCCUUGGAAGACGGAUUCUUCUCAUCUCUGAGCCUUGACUUACUUAGCUGCUUCCUCAUGUGCUCGUGGUGUUGGGACCAAGCCUCCAGUGUCUCUGAGUAGCCCUGUCCUCAUUGGGGAACAGCUCUAGGGCUGCCUUGCCCCUGGGUAAAGCCAUCACCAACUCUUGGUGUCUUGGCUGGGGGCUCGCUGGGCUGUGCUGACGACUCCUCUGGUUCUGUGACACAGGAUGUCUGGGGCAAGGAGGGGAUAGGAAGCUCUGCUUCUGUGGUCACCCCAGCAUUUAGCCAACUGAGUAUCUGAACUUGAGCUUUCUAUGUGGCAAAUCCCGGACUUGGUAGUUUUAAGAAAUCAGAAAGGCACUGGAUUUCUGAUUCUGCUGGAGAGUCAGAUAGAAUCAUUAGGCCAGAAAUCAUGACUAGCAUUGUCUGGGUACUCUCUGCUGUCCAGGGAGGCGACACCAGUGAGCAGAAUGGGGCAGUGUUGGCCGUGUGGGCAUGGGAGUCUCUUGGGUUCAGAGAAGCCCCGGUGGUGGUUGCUUCUCCCUGCUGCUGCUGCGCAGGUGUUGUCAGCAGACCAUGUGUUUAGGGAACAGGCUUUGUGUCGUGGCAAGGCCUGGUGCCAUGCUCCUGCACCCUGGUGGAACUUCUGCUGCUCUGGGUUUCUUGUUCUUGGGCAGCCUGAGAGCAAUAGGAACAGAGAGAUGGGAGUAUGUAUGAGUAAGAUAAAACAGUGUUGUGGCCGCAGGUGCCCUUUGAUUUGGAGUGGCUAGGGUACGCCCUCGAAGAGGUGGUGGUUUUUGAAGAACAGGCUGGAGAGGGUGGCAGGGAAAGGUCUCCAGUUAACCCUUCAGAACCUGUUGUCUCUGCAACAACCCACUGUGGUCUUGGCGGCUGGGCGGUCAAGGACACUGGCUUCCUGCCUCUCCUGGGCUGGCUUGGACACUUGUUUCUGUGCCCAGUGUGGGUUGUCAGGCUGAAGGCUUGCUUGUAGGAGGGGCUGGAGCCCAGCUGGUUUCUGUAUCACGCCCUUGCUGUUCUUGUGCAGCUUCCCUGAUUCAGCAACCUUGACCUGCACCAGGGCCCAAGGCCAUUGGAGGGAAGCAGUUGCCUCUCGCAGGGAAGUGUUUUCCUCUGCCCUGGAGUCCCCCACCUGCCUGUCAACAGCCGCGUGGGAGAAGCAGGCCAGGGAGGUUCCGGGUCCCAUCGCUGGGCUUCUGGGAAAGGCUGACUGGACUUCUUUGCCACUCCUGCCCUUCACCCUGACCUCACGGUGGAGUGGAGAACGUCUCAGUGUCCCAGCAAGUGAGAGGGAGAGCAGGCUGGGGAAACUGUCGGGGCAAGUCAGGAACUGAGUCCCCUUUGAUCCUGGUCUCUGGGCCUCUGUGGCCCUCCUCGGGCAGGGGGGCCAGUUACAGGUCAGCCUCCUAGCUAGCCAGUCCUGCCUCAGGAACAGGCUGAGUUGGUAAAUAAAGACGUAGGCCUUUUUUUGUCUUUCAGAUGCUUGCGCUUCCCCUCUUUCUUUCGACUGCCUUGCCUUUAUUGUUAGCAGUUACAUAAAUGACCACAUACUCUGUACUUUGCUGUAAAUAAAGACUGAACAGAAAAGAACGCACUCUUGCCUUCUUUGUGGUGCUGGGGCAGGAGGAACAGUGGCUGAGGCCAGCGGGCUGAUGGGAAGACAGCACCUCCAGGCUGGGCUGUGUGGAUCCGGGCACCAGCCUACUGUUGCGGGGCCUCCCCAUCCUGGGCUGCACCCAGGCCUCCGUGCGUGCACUUGAGUGUUUCUGCUCCGUCCCUGAAAGGCAGGCCAAGGUCCCUGGGAGGUUUCUGUUCACUGGCUCUGCUCCUCUGAGGUCAUCUGGUUUUUGCAGUCUCCUCCCUCCCUGCCCUCCCUUCCCCGUCCCUUCCUCAACUUUCACAAUAAAAGCCAGAUCAAAACCUUCUAAAGAAAGAAAACUUUAUUGGGGUUGGGUGGAGGAAAGUUGACCUUAUGAUGAUGUGAACAACUUCAAGUUGAAUACACAAGCAUGUAUGUGUGUGAUUACCCUGGAUGGCCGUAUCUAGUUCACAGGCACACAUCAAUCAAUGCAGAGAAUCGUCUAUCUCCUUGUUAUUAAAAGAUCUAGGUCACCCACUACCCAGGACUUUAAAAUAAUUGGCUUUUGUGCUCUUUGUAGCACCCCAACUCCCGCCCCAGCUUCCCUUUCAUCCCUUCACCCCCUGCCUUCCAGGCACCAAAUGACCCUCACCGAUGUGCAGAGUUGCCCUGCUAUUUCCAGCCACUUGUUCCAAGGAUAGGGGCAAACCCUUAAGGAAUUCAGAUCUAGAAGAGCUUGGAUUUAAGAGGAGUCCAUCCUCAGAAGGCUGCUGUGUUUUUACAUAACACUUAGGUGUGUAUUAUCAAGCUUGAUUAUUUCCUGCAGGCAGAUGAAGAUGUUGUGAGUCAUGGUUGUGCAAGCCACUUUAGCUGUGAUCCAGUGUGCUCUGUGCUUUGCUCUCACAUCUCCCCUGUCUGUGGACCACAUCUGGAGUUAGAUGCUUUGCUUGGCACUCCGCUCAUUUCUCAGAACUUAGUUCUGCUUCCUUGUUGUAAUUGGAGGAACAGUGGUGCAGUCCAGUGAAGCUUGAGCGGUUUGCUUUGCCUCUCCACCCGUCUGUGACAGCAUCAUCUGAGCCACUUUCUGCUCUGCAGCCUGGACUCACCUGUUUGACGAGUGAGUGCUGCUGUAAUCAAACCACAUUGGCUAGAUUGAAAGAAACAUGUUAGGACUUGCCUAAAAGUUUUAAAGAUGAGAGGUAGAGAAGGAGACUUAGGAUGUGGGAAAGUCCACUUUGAGAGGAUGGGACCACGGGUUGAUUUCUGUCAUCAUCUGGUGCUGGAGGAUGUUUAGAUUUCUUUCUUUUUUCUUUUUUUUCCUGUUUUUGUUGGGGUAUAAUUGUUUUACAGUGUUGUGUUAGUUCCUACUGUACAGUGAAGUAGAGUUCCCUGUGGUAUAAAACAGGUUCUCAUUAUCUAUUUUAUACAUAUUAGUAUAUAUGUGUUAAUUUCAAUCUCCCAAUUCAUCUGCCCCCGCAGGACUGCCCCCUCUCCCCCCACCCCAUUUCCUCCUUGGUGUCUAUACGUUUGUUCUCUACAUCUGUGUCCCUAUCUCUGCCUUGCAAACCAGUUCAUCUAUACCAUUUUUCUAGAUUCCAGAAAUAUGCAUUAAUAUACGAUAUUUAUUUUUCUCUUUCUGACUUACUUCACUCUGUAUGACAGUCUCUAGAUUUCUAUUUUAAAGCAGAGUUUAAACACAUUUGCUAAAAUCCCAGAAUGAAGUUAACCUUCCUGGUAAAUCUUGGGCUAUACCUGCACAUAUGCUUAUAUAUCUUUUCAAUAAACCAUGAACUAAAAUAACAAACCAGACAACUGAAUCAGUGUGAGCUAGGACUAAAGAUUUAUCCAGACAUAUCUCCUGAAAUGAAUGGAUGGAGGUAAAGGGUGGGAGAACGUGAAAUUGAGCCUUAUACAAACUCAUUUUUUACAGUCCAGUCCAUGCUUGGCAUCCCCUUUUACAGUGAGGAUUUGCUGGGACUAGGUCAGUGGUGCCCACAAUGUGUGGCUGGGAUGAAGGUAGCCUGGGGUUCACCACAGUAUUGAGUGCUGACUGCCCUGGGCCAGGGAAGGCCAGCCUGGCCUCUGCUUUUCAAGCUUAUGCGUUAUGUGGGGUUUUAUCUACAAGUCCAGGAUGCUCUCACUAAGGAUAUUAGAGUUGAGGAUAUUUCCAGAUUCCUCUUUAUCAGUGAGCACUAUGUACACCAUGUACUUUCUUUUCAGCCUCUGAAAUUCCCAGCUUUCAUGAUAAUACUCACACCAGACUUUUCCAGCCAUCAAACAGUCCUGCAAAGUAUGUAAGGAAUGUGGUCCUGCUCCAGUUUUCCCGAGGAAGCUAGGACGUAGGGCAAGCUGCAGGAUGAGGCUGUCUGGUGCAUGUGUGCCAUCUAGUGGUGGAACUCAGUUCUCAACAGGAGGGUUGCCUUGGGUUGCUGGACCAAUGCCAUUUCUAUCAAGGUUUCUAAGAAAGUUGUCAGAGGGCCUAGAAGUCUAACUACUGCUGUGAUUUCUUUCUUUUUUUAUUUUUCCCCCUCCCUGGAAGAUCUUUAUUAAAGACUUCAUUAGGACAAGGUAGGAGCAUCAGCUCCUACAUCUUAGUUUCUCUAUUGCUGCAAUCUACUCCAGUGGUUCCCCAAGCUGGCCAUCAUCAUCACUGGGGCUUGAUAAAGACACUAUUGUGAUCCAUUCCUGAGAAUUCUUUUCUCUAGGUCUAGGGAGAGGAUCUUUUAUAACAGACUACAGGUGCGUCAGAUGCAUAGGCAAAGUUGAAAAUCCGGGACCUUGUGUAUUUAAUCACGUAGACCGUUUAAAUCUGUGAUGUUCACAGCAUUGCGGAGGGAGCCCAUUUCUCUCCCAAAUGUCAUCUGUGCUGUUUAAAGCCCUUUGCUGCCUGCAUGGGGACUGGAAAGGGGUAUUAAAGGCUGCUCAGAAGCUCAUUCAUGUUCAGCACUGCCUCUUAGGUUGUAAGACAUCAUCCACCCCCCCGCCCCGCCAGCCGCCGCCCCAGCACUAGGAGACACUAAACUAUGGCUGCAUGUCUGCCCUGGGAAAGUUCCUAAGAUGUCCUGGGAGCAGGGCAAGCUUUUGGAAGUCAUGUAGUCCAGUGCCUUCAAGCGUGCUUUAGUCAUCGAGCCCUUCAUAAAGUCUUUCUUGAAGUCCCAAUGUCAAAAGCAGAAAAGCAGCUUCUCUCUUGAGAAUUCUCAGGGUUUUCUUUGAAACCAUUGAAGUCCAAGCCCUUCAUUUAACAGAUGAGGAACCUAGGGCCCAGAGGCAAAAUGACUGGGGCCAGAUGCUACUACUGGGCUGUAGGUCUGCAGUGGACUCAUUUGGGGGUUUAAAACAACAGUCCCUCCUGUAGUCCUUUAGAGCUUCCCCAGGGCAGGUGUUGGUGGCAGAAGCUGAGGUGCUGCUAUUGGACUGAUCCUUUUUGGCAGCUACAGGAAGAAGGACCUGGGUGGGUGGAAGGCAGGAGAAUGGAGAGGAUUGAACAUCUUUUAAAAAUUACGUCUGGUGAGUUAAGGGUCAGCUGAAUUCUGUAAAAGGGAUUCCACCUUCUGCUCAAUGAUUUCAGUGGUGUCUGGCUUCAACUCAAAGGGAGGGAGCCUAUUGGAGGGAAAUCACUCUGGAGUUGACAGAUGCAGUUUAAAUGUUGGCUUCUUCAUGUGAUGGCUGUGUGGUCUUGGGCAGGGAUAAGGACCCCUGCUUUGCUCCAUGCUGAAUGAGAGCUUGUACACAGAGUCAGGACUGCCUGGGUGUAAGGUGUCCAGGGAGUGAUGGCUGACUUUGUGCUCCGAGUAAUUGGGAGGCAUGGGUGAGCCUGAGUUCCUAGAAGGUAUUUUCUUGGUAGAUUAGGGCAUCUGUGAGAGGCUGGCUGGCUUGAGGAAGAGUUCCUAACCUAGAUUUCUCUGUUGCUACUGCGGGAGCCCUGCCGCCAGGCUAAUAACAAAACCAAAAUAGGAUAUUGUGAUGCAGAGACUGACCCAAUAGGGAUCAGAGCUUUAGCCCGCCCCCGGGAUUCUGAGCCUCCCAGGCUGAGACCCACCCAUUUGGGGGCCUCUUGUUGACCCUGACACCUCCCCCGGGUGUGAGGCUCUGAGAUGGGGGCUGGAUUCCAGGAAGGAUAUCUGUUCUAUGUAGCAUUUAGUGAUUUAAAAUGGAUCCAAAUACUUGAUGGUAUGCUUUUUAGUAUCUCAAAAUGGUGACUGUCAAAAGUCUUGGCACCGAAACAAAGGAGUCAGACAUCAUGUUCUCUUGUUCUGUAGCUGAACAGCCUGUGGGGCAAACAAACUGAGGGGCACUGGGCAUCUCUAGUGGGACAGUCUGUGGAGUCCUGGCAUGCCAUUCGGAGCCGGGGUCCCCCACCGCUCAGGGUCUGCUGGUCCUCCGGCUGAUGAAAGUGCCUUGUCUUUCUCUUUUUUUAAAAACAAUUUAAUUUUCAAAUAUUUAUUUAUUUAUUUUUGGCUGCAUCAGGUCUUAGUUGCGGCAUGCAGGCCGUCUAGUUGUGGCACGCAGGUUCAGUAGUUGUGGCGCUGGCGCAUAGGAUCUUAGUUCCCUGACCAGGGAUCGAACCAGCAUCCGCUGCAUUGCAAGAUGGAUUCUUAACCACUGGACCACCAGGGAAGACCCUGCCUUGUCUUUCUUGAUUAGGGUUUUUAGUCUUUUAUUUUGUGUGUGUGUGCCAUGGACCCUUCUAGCAGUCUAAGGACCCCUUCUCAGAAUAAUGUUUUUAUUUUACAUGUAUGAAAUAACACUCCAGAAACAUUUAAGAAAAUAAAUUGUAUUGAAACACAGUUACCAAAAUAUAAAAACAAAUCUGUGAUAGGUGUGCUUCUUUAUUGAGACAUCAAAUAACAAGAUCCAGUGGUAGGUCUAGUAACUAGCACAAUGGUAAUGAAACUAAAUGGUAUUUUGAAAUUCUGCAACAACUGUAAGAUGUUAGGAAAAUAACUCUGAUUUCCAUUGCUGACAAGCAAAUACAAUAUUCCAGUGAUUUGUUGCCUACAUUCAUAAUGGAAGGAAAGGCUAAAAUUUCAAGUAGAGACCAGUGACAAUAGAGAUGUGAAUUUUAAAGCUCACAGACCACCUGGAUCCUGCCCAAGGCUUCUGUCCUUAAUCCUCAGAUUAAGAAACCCUGGGCUAGAUCCAAAUCUUCCAGGUCACCUGGUGACCAAGGUAGACAAAUGUGUCCCCUUUUACUAUGUGUCUUGAGUGAGUCAGGCCUCAGCCGCAGCACUGGGCUUCUUGUGUGACAGCUGUCUGGGCACUGGCCAAUGGGCACACAACGAGCAACCCCGAUGUAAUUGAAAAUGUUCUUGGAAUCACAUUUAAAAGUGUAAGAAGAAGGUGAAAUUAAUUUUAACAUUGUAUUUUAUUUAACCUAGUAUAUCCAAAAUGCCAUUAUUUCAACAUGUAAUCUGUAUAAAAACUACUCAUGAGA